AGAAUAAAUUUAUUUACCUCUUUCAUAGGAAUGAAAAUGACUCCUGCAAACUUGGCAAUGGGAAUUUUCCUCUUCUCUCAGAUUACAGUGGGCAUGCUUGGCAAUUCCUCAAUUCUAUUUUACUAUGUCAUUUUGAUAUUCACUGGAAAGCAUUUAAUGCCCAAAGACCUGAUCCUAGAGCACUUGACUUUUGCCAACUGUUUGUCUCUCAUCACAAAAGGCAUUCCACAGACAAUGGCACACUUUGGAUUUAAGGAUUUCCUGGAUGACAUUGGAUGUAAAUUGAUAAUGUAUGUUUAUCGAGUAAUGAGGGGAAUGUCCCUAUAUGCUAUGUGUCUAUUGAGUAGCUUCCAAGCAAUCACAAUCAGCCCUAGCAACUCUAGGUGGAUCAAGUUUAAACACAGAGCCACCAAGUACAUUGGUCCUUCCUGCUCUCUCAGUUGGCUUGUGCACAUGUUGUUAAACAUUUUGACUCCAGCAAGAGUGUCAGGCCCCAUUUACAACAAAAAUGUGACUAACUGGGUGAAUUAUGGAUAUUGCUCAUGGUUUGCUUCCAGCAAUGUGACAAUCAAACUGUACAUGUUCUUACUGUGCUUCUCUGAUGGUCUGUGUCUGGGUCUCAUGGCCUGUUCAAGUGUCUCCAUGGUGAGUCUCCUCUACAGACAUAAAAGACAGGUCAAGCAUAUUCACAGUGUUCAACACUUUCUGAAAGUCUCGCCUGAGGACAGAGCCACCCAAACUGUCCUUAUCCUGGUGUGCACAUUUGUCAUCUCUUACUCAGUGUCAUCCAUUCGGCUUGUCUUUAGGACCUCCUCCAAAGGUCCAACACUAUGGGGAAUAAGUGUAUUUCUAUUUCUAGAAACAUGCUUUCCCAUAGUUUGCCCAUUUGUUCUCAUCAGUAAUAUCAAGUCUAUUUCUAGCCUGUUUUUACCCUGCUAUGGUAAAAGAUAG
Peromyscus maniculatus bairdii (prairie deer mouse) is the source of this 951-nucleotide messenger RNA. Its product is annotated as vomeronasal type-1 receptor 3-like. NCBI's taxonomy places the organism in Eukaryota, Metazoa, Chordata, Mammalia, Rodentia, Cricetidae. Gene Ontology annotation, biological process: G protein-coupled receptor signaling pathway. Gene Ontology annotation, cellular component: membrane. Gene Ontology annotation, molecular function: pheromone receptor activity. The record is from RefSeq and is a predicted model, not a curated record.